Messenger RNA from Vicia villosa (hairy vetch), 1284 nucleotides. RefSeq lists its product as uncharacterized. Bases 1 to 1284 code for a protein of 427 amino acids. The transcript is spliced from 3 exons. The record is from RefSeq and is a predicted model, not a curated record. Lineage: Eukaryota; Viridiplantae; Streptophyta; Magnoliopsida; Fabales; Fabaceae.
AUGUUAGAGUUGAAUAAUAGUGAUGCUCUGUUAGCUCAUAACAAGUUGCUAACAUCACAGAGAGAUCAUAAUGAACAACAACCAAGGACAAAGGCAGAAUCAAUAUCAAAUCAUCCUUCGUAUCAACAAGGUUAUCCACCAAGGAAUAACAAUCAGGGUUAUCAACAAAGGCCUAAUAAUCAAGGGUAUCAACAACAAGCCUUUCAACCUUACGCUCAACCGUCGUCACAACAUCAAGGAGGACCGUCAAAGUUGGAAGAAACUAUGACACAAUUCAUGCAGAUGUCAGUGACAAACCAGAAGAAUCAGGAUGCAGCAAUCAAAAAUUUGGGAACUCAAGUGGGCCAACUUGCUAAGCAGAUUGUAGCUAAUCAAUCUAAUGCAACAUUCUUCGCCAACACUCAAGAGAAUCCAAAAGAACAUUGCAAAGCAGUGGUGACAAGAACUGGUCAGAAAAGGAGUACUGAUGAAGUUGAAAACAAUGAUGCUGAGAAGGAAGAUGACAAUCAUGCUGUCGAAGAUGAGGAAAAUGAAAUUAUUAUAGGUGAGACGGACCACAGAAAAAUGAAUAAAGAAGUUGAAAGAAGAGAUAAAUCAAAAAGAAAGAAUGCAAGUGAAAAGAUGGCAAACAACAUGAUACCGAGUCAACAUCUGCCAUAUCCUCAUGCGCCAUCAAAGAAGGAUAAUGCUGGACAAUAUGCAAGGUUUAUGGAAAUUUUUAAGCAAUUACAAAUUAACAUUCCAUUCUCCAAAGCUAUUGCUCAAAUGCCAAAGUACGCGAAAUUCAUGAAGGAUAUCUUGACAAAGAAAAAGAGACCGGAAGAAAAAGAAGUUGUUGUUCUUGAUGCACAAUGUAGUGCUAUAGUAUCUCGUCUCCCUCAAAAGGCGAGAGAUCCCGAAAGAGUCACACUACCGGUCACCAUUGGUAGUCAGAAUAUUGGAAAUGGAUUGAUCGAUCUAGGUUCAAGUAUUAAUCUCAUUCCUCUAUCAAUAGUGAUGCGGUUAGGAAAUAUUGAGAUGAAGUUAACAAGAACUACUUUACCAUUAGCAGAUAAAUCAACCACUCUUCCCUACGGUGUUGCACAAGACAUAGUACAAGAUGAAGAGGUAUGCUUUAAUCUCUUUGAUGCCAUGAAACAACCUAAGGACAAGAAUGAUUGUUUCCGCAUAAAUUUCACCGAAGAGGUUGCAAUAGAAGUCGCCAACCAAAUUCAUCUUUCUAGCCCUUUAGAAAGAUCUCUUGUUGAUUCUUUUAAUGUGCUUACUCAAGAAGAAGAAAAAUAA